Scleropages formosus (Asian bonytongue) is the source of this 794-nucleotide messenger RNA. RefSeq names its product growth arrest and DNA damage-inducible protein GADD45 gamma-like. The transcript is spliced from 3 exons. NCBI's taxonomy places the organism in Eukaryota, Metazoa, Chordata, Actinopteri, Osteoglossiformes, Osteoglossidae. The record is from RefSeq and is a predicted model, not a curated record. Gene Ontology annotation, cellular component: nucleus; cytoplasm. Gene Ontology annotation, biological process: regulation of cell cycle. The coding region runs from base 1 to 462 and encodes 153 amino acids.
AUGACUUUCGAGGAAGUUCUCGUCCAGAAGAGCGAAGAGACUCACUUUGCUGGGAAGACUUUAGAAGACGUUUUGGUCACAGCCAAAAACAACGAUUGUCUCACUGUCGGAGUUUACGAGUCAGCCAAAGUCAUGAAUGUUGACCCGGACAGUGUGUGUUUCUGCGUCCUGGCCGCCGAUGAGGAGUACGAGUGCGACAUCGCGCUGCAGAUCCACUUCACCCUCAUCCAGGCCUUCUGCUUCGACAACGACAUCGACAUCGUGCGCGUGACAGACCCUCGGCGUCUCGCGCGCAUCGUUGGCCACGAGUCCGGCGACGCGGACGAUGCGCACUGCGUCCUCAUCACGAACCCCGCCGAGGGCUCGUGGGAGGACCCAGCGCUCGAGAAGCUGCACCUGUUCUGCGAAGAGAGCCGCAGUGUGAAUGAAUGGGUGCCGGAGAUCAGUCUCCCGGAGCGCUGAACGGCCGCUGCACCACUCGGUGAGGAGAUGCUGUUAACCCUGAGGGAUCUGUCAUAUGGUCCCCCGGCCGAAGAAAGGAUGCUGGUUCUCGAUCCCGAUCCUGGGAUGCUGCAGAAGGGGAGCGCGCGGCCCCGGGCAGCGCGAGGGCGAGCAUGAUGAUGAACCAUGAUGAGGAGCGCUCUGCGGUGGUCGGCUGGUGCCAGGAGGAGUCGGCCCCCGUCUUUCAAGGGGAAGCGGUGUGGAUCAUCACGCCAGAGAGAACUUUGCGAUUGCGCGUUGGUCGGUUCACGCCGCAAUGACCCCACAUCUUGCACGUGGAUGCAUGUUUGGGC